Trypanosoma grayi is the source of this 201-nucleotide messenger RNA. RefSeq lists its product as hypothetical. Lineage: Eukaryota; Euglenozoa; Kinetoplastea; Trypanosomatida; Trypanosomatidae. The coding region runs from base 1 to 201 and encodes 66 amino acids. The record is from RefSeq and is a predicted model, not a curated record. The transcript has a single exon.
AUGCGGCCGCCGGAGUUCCCCGUGCCGUGGGAACGCAAGUACAAGCAGUACGCGCGCGGGCAGCACCCGUCGUACGACAUGGUGUACGCGGGACCCAUGCCAGAGAUAUUCCCGACGCGGCACAACUUCCGCAAGCCGACGCGGUGGGACUUCCACGACGUGGAGAAGCAGGGGAAGUACAAGGUGAGCGGGCCGUACUAG